Molecule: messenger RNA, 1020 nt
Organism: Didymella exigua CBS 183.55
Lineage: Eukaryota; Fungi; Ascomycota; Dothideomycetes; Pleosporales; Didymellaceae
Product: alternative oxidase mitochondrial precursor
Exons: 4
Coding region: 1-1020 (339 amino acids)
Biological process (GO): alternative respiration
Cellular component (GO): mitochondrion
Molecular function (GO): alternative oxidase activity
Source: RefSeq, a predicted model, not a curated record
AUGAUCUCCUCAAGAGUAGCCACGCGAGGAUCAGUCGCUUCAGGACGCGCCACAGCCCAGCUCCUCAAAGCUUAUAACGCUUCUGCGACACGACCAACAUUCGUGAUUGUCCAGCACGUUCAGCUGGUUCCGGCUAAUCAGCGCCACUUCUCCUCAUCUGAAAGCCCCAAGAUCCAGAAGUUCUUCGAGAAAAAGGAGACGGAGCUGGUUCGAAGAACACCGGCAGCAUGGUCUCAUCAUGAAUUCAGCGAGGAGCAGAUGAAAACAGUGACCGUCGCCCACCGAGAGACCCAAACAAGAUCAGACAAGGCCGCUCUCGUUGCGGUGAAGAUGUUGCGAUGGGGUCUGGAUGUAGCCACAGGCUACAACCCCAAGCAGGGGGCCAUGACUGAGGAGAAGUACAUGAUCAGGAAUGUGUUUCUUGAGAGCGUCGCAGGUGUACCCGGAAUGGUCGCUGGCAUGAUCAGGCAUCUCAACUCUAUGAGACGGAUGAAACGAGACAACGGAUGGAUUGAAACACUGCUCGAAGAAAGCUACAACGAAAGGAUGCAUUUACUCACCUUCCUAAAGAUGAGUAAGCCUGGUCCAUUUAUGCGCCUCAUGGUCCUCGGCGCCCAGGGAGUCUGGUGCAAUGCGUUCUUCUUCGCGUACCUUAUCAGCCCACGUACUGUCCAUCGCUUCGUCGGCUAUCUCGAAGAGGAAGCCGUAUACACCUACACACGUCAAAUCGAAGACCUCGACGCAGGGCGUUUGCCCAAGUGGGAGAAGCUUCAAGCUCCUGACAUUGCGAUUGAUUACUGGAAGAUGCCUGAAGGUCAUCGCACGAUGCGAGAUCUUCUGCUCUACAUCCGUGCAGACGAGAGCAAGCAUCGGGAGGUGAACCACACUCUCGGCAAUCUCAACCAAAAAGAGGACCCCAACCCAUAUGCAAGCGAGUACCGGGACUUGUCGAAGCCGCACCCAAGCAAAGAUCUUGCGCACCCGAAGCCCACCGGCUGGGAGCGACACGAGAUCAUUUGA